AUGAAUUUGGCUCCGUCGCUCACCUGUGUUGGAUGUACAGGUGCAUUUAUUCGUAUGGUAUAUCCGUUUCCAUAUGAAUUCAGAUUCGUACAAGUCUUCGAGGCUGCCACCGACAACCCCGCCCUCACGUUCCGCCUUCGGGGUCCCCUGGCAGGAGACGACCCUCGCGUCCUGUCGUACCUGAAGGAGCACCACCUCGCCCCGCCCUCGACGCUGCCCUACAACCUGUCGACGGAGCUCGAGUACGGCUCGCAGAAGCACCUCCUGAGCUGGCCGUGGAUCCGCGAGCGCUUGGGCCUCCUCUUCGCCGACGAGCCUCCGGGCUUCUUCGUGGAGGCGGGGGCCCUCGACGGCGAGUUCCUCUCCAACUCCCUGUGGCUCGAGAAGGACCUCGGCUGGUCGGGCCUGCUGGUGGAGGCAGAGGACGCCAACUACGCGGCGCUCGCCCUCAAGAGGAGGAAAGCCUGGACGUCCAACACCUGCCUCUCCACGGAACCCUUCCCUAAGCAGACGUUGCUGGUGACGCGGGCGAACAGAACCAUCGGCUUUGCGCUCGAUUUCAGCAACAAACAUCGCCUCUACGCUUGCUCGCGCGGCCCUCCUCGCUGGCCUUUUAUCAUCUCAGCAGAACUGGAGGCUCAUGACACCAGUGUGAAAAGGGAAGCAACUCAAGCAGAACGACUAGCUGUGACUCUGCGAUAUCUGGCUACAGGAUCUUGUGGGAGAACAAGUGAUGCAGGGAAACGUGGCAAGCACUGCUUACGUGAGGGCAUAGAAGCCGAUUUGUUUAAAUGUACCAAGGCCAUCUCCUCUGGCAUUCUCCUCUGUCCCUUUAUCAUUGUCUUCGUCGGCAAGCGGCCCCCUUCCAGCAAGUCUUCGAACUGGUGGAUGGUGAAGGGAGUCAGCCACGAGAUGGGCGUGCAGCUCGCGGUCGCUUCCGGAGUCGUCGAGAGGUCGCGGUCGUCUUACAAGAUGGUCCAGUGCUUCCCUCUGGCGUCGUACCUCUUAGCUCUCGGCGUGACCUCGCCUGACCUCCUCUCCCUCGACGUCCAGGGGGCAGAGAUCGGAGUCAUCACGUCGCUGGACAAGUUUAACGUGUCCUUCAGAGUGGUCGUAGCGGAGUACGAGAAAGUCGAAUUCAACUACGACUUCGUCCAGCUGAUGAACGACCGCGGAUACAUCCUCACAGACGCCGCGGACGACUACAUUUUCAUCAAGAAGAACGACCCCCUUUUGCGAAAACUCCGAGGGCCGCCGCUGCAGACGAGGGUCGACGCGGGUGAGGAGAUCGUCCUUGAGCAUUUUUCGAUUUGAGUUUUAUCUAAGUUUUCUUGACUUGGAAGUGGACGAAGCAUUUAGUGCUUUGAUUAUCUUGUUUAUCUUGGUUCUUGUUGAUAGUUUUAUUUGUCAUUUGUUUGAUUGUUAUUAUAAUGUUCUUUUUUGUUUUUGUUUUUUUGAGAUAUUUAGCUAGAGUAUUUGCGAUCAUUAGUAUGACUGACUAUGCAAAUAUAAAUGAAUCUUUACCACUUUAUUAUUAAAUCGUCACUGCUAUGUUAUUAUUUCUCUAUAUAGGAUUUUCAUUAUCUUUUUUUUUUUUUUUUACCAUAGUGAUUUAUGUGUGUUCUCUAAUCUAUAGAGUUUGCAGUGACAUGAGA
Molecule: messenger RNA, 1655 nt
Organism: Penaeus chinensis
Lineage: Eukaryota; Metazoa; Arthropoda; Malacostraca; Decapoda; Penaeidae
Exons: 9
Coding region: 1-1314 (437 amino acids)
Source: RefSeq, a predicted model, not a curated record